GCAGACAAUGAUACGGGCGUCAGGGAUGGCGGAGCCAAGAGACGGGAAGUCAUGGGUGACUGACACACCCGGUGGAAGAGAACCACCUGCCCAGCAUGAAACCCACCUUGGCCUGUAAGGUUUCUCAAGAGCUUGCUCCCAGAAAAAACCUGGAUGGAGAACAAAACAGAAAGUUAGCAGCGGGGAAGGAACUCGGGGCUGCAACAGCGCGCGGCGGCGGCGGCAGAGGCUGAAGCAGGAGCCGCGGCGGAGCCGGGGAAACGGGGGCGCUGCAGACGGAGCAGGUGCAGCCGGCGGGUCCGCGCGCCCCCCUGGUCCCCUUGCCGGAGGCUGAGGGGGGGUGGUGGGGGCCACCCGGACUCCGCGGGAAGAGUGGGGAGGGGGCCAUGCAGCCGGGCUCUCCCCGCGCAGCGGGACAGCGGCCAGGGCCGGGGUGCAGCGGCGUCGCUUCACGCAGCCGGGGCGGCUGGGCGGCGGCGGCGGCGGCUGAAACCAUGUCCGGGCAGCGCCGGGGGCUGCCGGCCGCCGCCGCCGCCGCCGCGAGCCGGGAGCCACGAUGGCCCCGUGGCCCGCACCUCCUCCGCCUCCGCCUCCGCCUCCACCUCUCGCCGCGCCGCCGCCGCCCGGCGCCUCUGCUAAGGGGCCGCCGGCGCGCAAGCUGCUUUUUAUGUGCACCUUGUCCCUGUCCGUCACCUACCUGUGCUACAGCCUCCUGGGCGGCUCGGGCUCCCUGCAAUUCCCCCUGGCGCUGCAGGAGCCGCCGGGCGCCGCCGCUGAGCCCCCGCCGAGCCCGCCGCCACCCUCUCUGCUGCCGCCCCCCGUGCGCCUCGGCACCCCCUCGCAGCCGCCCGCGCCGCCGCCGGACAACGCGAGCCGCGGGGAGCCCCCGGAGCCCUCCGAGCAGCCCGCUGCCCCCGGGGCCGACGGCUGGGGGCUGGCGAGUGGCGGCGGGGGCGCUCGGGACACCUGGCUCCGGACCCCGCUGGCCCCUGGCGAGAUGAUCACGGCGCAGAGCGCGCUGCUGGAGAGGGAAGCGCAGGAGUCCAGCACCACAGACGAGGAGCUCGCAGGCCGGAGAGCGGCCAACGGGAGCAGCGAGAGGGGCGGCGCCCUCAGCACCCCCGACUAUGGGGAGAAGAAGCUGCCACAGGCGCUCAUCAUCGGGGUCAAGAAAGGAGGCACCCGCGCGCUGCUGGAGGCGAUCCGAGUCCACCCGGACGUGCGGGCCGUGGGCGUAGAGCCACACUUCUUCGACAGGAACUACGAAAAGGGGCUGGAGUGGUACAGAAAUGUGAUGCCUAAGACUUUGGAUGGACAGAUAACCAUGGAGAAGACGCCAAGUUACUUUGUGACCAGUGAGGCUCCCAAGCGCAUCCACUCCAUGGCCAAGGACAUCAAACUCAUCGUGGUGGUGAGAGACCCCGUGACCAGGGCCAUCUCUGACUACACCCAGACACUGUCAAAGAAACCGGAGAUCCCCACCUUCGAGGUGCUGGCCUUCAAAAACCGGACCCUGGGGCUGAUCGAUGCCUCCUGGAGCGCCAUUCGAAUCGGGAUCUACGCUCUGCACCUGGAAAACUGGCUCCAGUACUUCCCCCUUUCUCAGAUCCUCUUCGUCAGUGGCGAGCGGCUCAUAGUGGACCCUGCUGGGGAAAUGGCCAAAGUACAGGAUUUUCUAGGCCUCAAGCGUGUUGUGACUGAGAAACAUUUCUAUUUCAACAAGACCAAGGGGUUCCCUUGCCUAAAGAAGCCGGAAGACAGCAGUGCCCCGAGGUGCUUAGGCAAGAGCAAAGGUCGGACUCAUCCCCGCAUCGACCCAGAUGUGAUCCACAGACUGCGGAAAUUCUACAAACCCUUCAACAUGAUGUUUUACCAAAUGACUGGCCAAGAUUUCCAGUGGGAACAGGAAGAGGGUGACAAAUGAGGCUAGAGAUGUGGAGGGAAGGCAAGUGAAUAGUUAAGGAGGCUCCUUACCUGAGUCCUGAACCUCCCAGGGUCUGCAACCUCAGCCUUGCUAGAGUGCCAAGUAGAUCUCCUCCUUUAUCCAGUCAGGAAUA
This is a messenger RNA of Equus caballus (horse), 2057 nucleotides long. Lineage: Eukaryota; Metazoa; Chordata; Mammalia; Perissodactyla; Equidae. The record is from RefSeq and is a predicted model, not a curated record.